AAUCUCAUCAUGGCCAAUGUCCACCAGGAAAACGAAGAGAUGGAGCAGCCCCUGCAGAAUGGACAGGAAGACCGCCCUGUGGGAGGAGGUGAGGGCCACCAGCCUGCUGCAAACAACAACCACCACAACUACAACCACAACCACCACCAAAGAGGCCAGGCUCGCCGACUUGACCCUAACUUCCGAUGGGCCAUUCUCCACAGGCAGAUGAAUGACGGAUUGGGUGGAGAUGGAGAUGAUAUGGAAAUGUUCAUGGAGGAGAUGAGAGAGAUCCAGAAAAAGCUUAGGGAGCUACAGCUGAGAAAUUGUCUGCGCAUCCUUAUGGGGGAGCUGUCUAACCACCAUGAUCACCAUGAUGAAUUCUGCCUUAUGCCUUGA
Mus caroli (Ryukyu mouse) is the source of this 378-nucleotide messenger RNA. Its product is annotated as protein BEX3-like. Gene Ontology annotation, molecular function: signaling receptor binding. The record is from RefSeq and is a predicted model, not a curated record. Gene Ontology annotation, biological process: signal transduction. Gene Ontology annotation, cellular component: cytosol; cytoplasm. Lineage: Eukaryota; Metazoa; Chordata; Mammalia; Rodentia; Muridae.